UUAAAGAAAAGAAGAAUGGAGAUUGGGAACUGCUCAGUCACUGAGUUCCUUUUCUUGGGUAUUACCAAUAACCCUGUGAUCAAAGUGAUUUUAUUUAUCAUAUUUUUAUUUAUUUAUCUCAUUACUCUUAUUGAAAAUCUUGGAAUGAUUAUUUUGAUCAGAAUGGACCACCAGCUUCACAUGCCAAUGUACUUCUUCCUCAGUCACCUCUCAUUCUCUGAUGUCUGCUAUUCCACUGCAGUUUGUCCUAAGAUGUUAGUGGACCUACUUGCCAAGAGCAGCAAUUCAAUUUCUUUCCUUGGGUGUGUUCUGCAGUUCUUCAUCUUCUGCGUCUUUACAGAUGUGGAGUGUAUGCUGCUGGCAAUGAUGGCAUUUGAUCGAUACAAGGCAAUCAGCAACCCCUUGUUAUAUGCAGUAGAUAUGUCCAGCAAGGUGUGCUACCAACUCCUGGCUGUGGUUUACUUGGUGGGUAUUGUAGAUGCUGUGAUACACACAACACUGACAUUUCACUUGUGUUUCUGUGGGUCCAAUGAGAUCAACCAUUUCUUCUGUGAUUUACCUCCACUCUACCUCCUAUCCUGCUCUGACAUACAAGUUAAUGAAUUGGCCUUAUUUACUGUUUUUGGUUUCAUUGAACUGAGCACAAUAUCAGGAGUCCUUGUCUCUUACUGUUACAUUAUUUUAUCAGUCCUGAAGAUCCGCUCUACUAAGGGAAGGUUCAAAGCUUUCUCCACAUGUACCUCCCAUUUAACAGCAGUUGCAAUUUUUCAAGGAACAAUGUUAUUCAUGUAUUUCCGUCCAAGCUCUUCUUAUUCUCUAGAUCAAGACAAAAUGACCUCACUGUUUUACACCCUAGUGAUUCCCAUGUUGAACCCCCUCAUUUACAGCCUGAGGAACAAGGAUGUUAAAGAGGCCCUGCAAAAACUGACAACAAAAACUUGGUUCUAA
Peromyscus californicus insignis is the source of this 948-nucleotide messenger RNA. Its product is annotated as olfactory receptor 5W2-like. Gene Ontology annotation, molecular function: odorant binding; G protein-coupled receptor activity; olfactory receptor activity. The record is from RefSeq and is a predicted model, not a curated record. Gene Ontology annotation, cellular component: membrane. Gene Ontology annotation, biological process: sensory perception of smell; G protein-coupled receptor signaling pathway. Lineage: Eukaryota; Metazoa; Chordata; Mammalia; Rodentia; Cricetidae. The coding region runs from base 16 to 948 and encodes 310 amino acids. The transcript has a single exon.